AGUGUGGCUCUUUUGCAAUGUGUCUGGCUCACAAACGGACUACAAAAUGGCCGCUGUUGAUACGGUCCACCGCUGUAAAACCUCCCGCGCAUUGUGGGUGAAAGGAAGCGGUUAAAGCGGCACAUCAUUUCAAGCACAUCGUGUCUUCGUACGUCUUGUUCCCAUAAUGCCUCGUAUUGAGAAUGACAUCAAGCUGGACUUCAAGGAUGUUCUCCUGCGGCCAAAGAGGAGCACGCUCAAGUCCAGGAGUGAGGUGGACCUGAUGAGAAGUUUCACCUUCAGGAACUCGAAGGGCAGCUACACAGGAAUCCCCAUCAUCGCGGCCAACAUGGACACAGUUGGAACCUUUGAGAUGGCUCUGGCUCUUCACCAGUUCUCUCUCUUCACAACGGUUCACAAGCACUACACCGUAGACGACUGGGUGGAGUUUGCAGCAAAGCAUCCAGAAUGUGUGGAGAGCGUAGCUGUGAGCACGGGUACCGGAGACGGAGACUUUGAGAAGAUCUCUGCCGUCUUGGGAGCAGUUCCUCAGCUGAAGUACAUCUGUGUGGACGUGGCAAACGGCUACUCUGAGCACUUUGUUCACUUCGUCAAGGACGUCAGGGAGAGAUUCCCCUCUCACACCAUAAUGGCUGGAAAUGUCGUGACGGGAGAAAUGGUGGAGGAGCUGAUCCUCGCUGGGGCCGACAUCAUCAAAGUGGGCAUCGGACCAGGCUCUGUUUGUACCACUCGCAAGAAGACCGGGGUGGGUUACCCUCAGCUCAGCGCUGUGAUCGAGUGUGCAGAUGCAGCCCACGGCCUGGGCGGUCACAUCAUCUCUGAUGGUGGCUGCACUUGUCCAGGAGAUGUCUCCAAAGCCUUUGGUGCCGGUGCGGACUUUGUGAUGCUGGGGGGCAUGCUGGCAGGACACUUGGAGAGCAGUGGCGAGAUAAUCGAGAAGAAUGGCAAGAAAUAUAAGCUGUUCUAUGGAAUGAGCUCUGACACGGCUAUGAAGAAACACGCAGGAGGAGUCGCUGAGUACAGAGCGUCUGAAGGGAAAACAGUGGAAGUCCCCUACAAAGGACCCGUCGGCGAGACAAUACGAGACAUCCUGGGUGGGGUGCGCUCCACCUGCACCUACGUCGGCGCAGGGAAACUGAAGGAGCUGAGUCGCAGGACGACCUUCAUCAGAGUCACCCAGCAGCUCAACACCGUCUUCGGCAACGACAGCUAAACUCUCCUGUUAAAGUCUGCAACACUGCCCGCAUGACCUCCACAUGCUGCUUUCAUUCCUGCAUUAACACAAAAAAUCUAUAAGAGUUUGUUAAAUCCUAGAAAGAUUUGAAGAACUUCCAGCACAGGCUGAGCACCUUUCGGGGAGUCAUGCUUUAAAUUCAAAUUUAAAACGUUUUUAUGCAAGCCCCUGAAAUGCAUCCCUUGUUCCUAACUUUAGAAUAUUUAAAUUAUUUUACUUAAAUAUGCAAAUGUGGUCAUAAAUAAUAUAUAUUUGUAGAAAUAUAAUAAUUCCCCUUUUUUAGCACUUUAAUGCUUUUAAAUAAUUCCAGUGUUGUUCCAUGUCUUCAAUUUCAAGACGGUGAAUAACAGUAGGAGAGCGCUCAUCGUUAGUCAUAGCAAAGGUAUUAUUUGUUCAAAGUGUUCUUCUUUAAUGACCCUUGCUGCUAAGGUUUGCUACCAAAGUUGUUACAGCUUCAUUCCAACACCUAUAACAGUUUUACUAUCUGUAGCCUUGAAGGUAGUGUAGUCAUUCUUACCUUUAAAAGGCUUUUUUACCCAUCAGUAUCACCUUUUCUGCUCAAUUUACAAACCAUUUCAAGCUCUUUUCAUGAUGUUUGUGUUCUAUGUUUACAUAAAGGUUUCUGUGGCCAAAUGUAACGGAUAAAAUGCAUUUCUCUUUCAUUUAAUAAAGCAUUCCACUUUUUUUUGGUUCA
This is a messenger RNA of Oryzias melastigma (Indian medaka), 1928 nucleotides long. It is a transcript of the gene gmpr2, whose product is annotated as guanosine monophosphate reductase 2. Bases 167 to 1213 code for a protein of 348 amino acids. NCBI's taxonomy places the organism in Eukaryota, Metazoa, Chordata, Actinopteri, Beloniformes, Adrianichthyidae. Gene Ontology annotation, biological process: nucleotide metabolic process. Gene Ontology annotation, molecular function: GMP reductase activity. The record is from RefSeq and is a predicted model, not a curated record. Gene Ontology annotation, cellular component: GMP reductase complex. The transcript has 10 exons.